Molecule: messenger RNA, 1884 nt
Organism: Naegleria lovaniensis
Lineage: Eukaryota; Heterolobosea; Eutetramitea; Acrasida; Naegleriidae
Exons: 4
Coding region: 1-1884 (627 amino acids)
Biological process (GO): protein localization to membrane
Cellular component (GO): membrane
Source: RefSeq, a predicted model, not a curated record
AUGCUCAAACACCGUUGGCUGCUGUCAUUGCUUGUGACAUCACUCGUUAUUACCGUGAUGGUGAUUGGGGUAAUGGCUGAUGAAACCACUCACAGAUAUGAAGUUGGAGAAUCGGUUACUUUAUGGGCAAAUCAUGUUGGACCACACUAUAACCCGUUAGAAACAUAUCCAUAUUAUGAAUCACAUGUUCCUGUUUGCAAACCAAAUGAUCCUACAAGGGGUGAAUUUAAAUUGGAAUAUAAAUCACUGUCGCUUGGAGAGGCUCUGCAAGGACAAGACCUUGUAAAAGUCUACGGAAUUGAAACGAUAUUCAGAAAGAAUACUCCGAUUACACGUCUAUGCAAAAUGCCAUUAACUCAGAAGGAAAUACAACAAUACAUUUAUGCUAUCGACAAUCAAUAUUGGUAUCAAUAUUAUCUAGAUGAUCUUCCAAUGUGGGCCAUGAUUGGAGGCUAUGCACUCACAAAGAAAGGCGACAAGAUUGAAAAAGUUCCUUUUGUUUAUACUCAUCAACUAUUUCAAAUUGAGUGGAAUGAAGAUCGAAUUAUUAGCGUAAAUUUAACAACAUCAAGAAGAAAGCCAUUAUUAGAAAACACAAACGAAAUUAGUUUUACCUACGAAGUAGUUUGGAAUCAAAAUACUAAGCUUCCUUUUGAGCAACGUUUUGAGUUAUAUCUCGAGCAAAAUUUCUUCCAACACAAGAUUCACUGGUUUUCCAUUAUUAACAGUUUUAUGAUGGUUUUGUUUUUGAGUGCAGUUGUUUUCAUGAUUUUAAUUAGAACUUUGCACAAGGACUUGGCUGCCCUUGAAAAACAUGCAAAAUCAAAACUUGGAGGAGACAUCGAAGUAGGAAAUGAAAGUGACAGUGAAUUCGAUAUUAUUGGAAGUGGAGACUCAUCUGACAGUGGCCCAUGGAAAAUGUUACAUGGAGAUGUUUUCCGCAAGCCAACAAAUCUCACUUUGUUGUGUGCAGUGUUGGGUACUGGUUUUCACUUGCUCUUUUUGGCUCUAUUUUUGAUUAUUCUCUCCAUUGCCAAUACAUGGCAUGAUACUCGUGGCGCUUUAUUGAGAGCAUUUGUCAUCAUGUAUUGUGUGACUAGUUUUAUUGGAGGAUAUUUCAGUGGUCAUUUCUAUUUGAAAUGGAAAGGAACUGGAGAUCGAUGGAUUAGAACUGCUCUUUGGACAGCUUGCAUUUUCCCAUUUACCGUAUUUUUGGUAUCCCUAUUGUUGAACUUUUUGGCUGUUUCUUAUAAUGCUCUCAUUGCUAUGCCAUUUACAACCAUGCUCACAGUAUUUGUUAUGUGGCUAUUUAUUACUUUACCAUUAACAUUUGUUGGUACCAUUGUUGGUAGAAAUUUCCCAUCCAAGACUGGACCAAAACCUCAUAAUUUCCCAUGUCAAGUCAAUCAGUUCCCAAGACCAAUUCCUUCAAAACCAUGGUAUUUGAGUCCUUUGAGCAUGUUUUUGUUUGGAGGAAUUUUGCCAUUUGGUAGUAUUUUUAUUGAGCUCUAUUUUGUCUUUACUUCAUUCUGGAAUUAUAAGUUUUACUAUGUAUAUGGAUUUUUACUUUUGGUAUUCCUCAUUCUGAUUGUGGUGAUUGCUUGCGUUUCAAUUGUCACUACAUUCUUCUUAUUGAAUUCUGAAGAUUGGAAGUGGGUGUGGCAUUGUGUGCUGGUUGGAACAAGUACUGGCUUUUAUGUAUUCCUCUACUCGAUUUACUUUUUGAACACAAAAACAAGAAUGCGAGGUCUAUUCCAACUCGUAUUCUACUACGGUAUUACGUUCAUGUUCUGUGCUGGUCUCUCAUUUAUGUGUGCAGCCAUUGCUUUUGCCGCCACCUAUAACUUUGUCAAGCGAAUCUACAAGGACAUCAAGGUGGAUUAA